This is a messenger RNA of Dromaius novaehollandiae (emu), 4085 nucleotides long. It is a transcript of the gene SLC5A1, whose product is annotated as solute carrier family 5 member 1. Gene Ontology annotation, cellular component: plasma membrane. The coding region runs from base 272 to 2212 and encodes 646 amino acids. The record is from RefSeq and is a predicted model, not a curated record. The transcript has 15 exons. Gene Ontology annotation, molecular function: D-glucose:sodium symporter activity. Gene Ontology annotation, biological process: transmembrane transport; sodium ion transport. Lineage: Eukaryota; Metazoa; Chordata; Aves; Casuariiformes; Dromaiidae.
CUCUUAGAUGUUAAAACCCUGAGCACCUUUGGCAGGGAGAGUGACCUCUGAAAUCUGCAGCACCUGUUACAGGGGAGCAAUAUUAGGGAAGGAAUUGCUGUCCAAGGAAAAGCAGCAGCUUCAACUUGUGUCCCAUGGGAGACAAGUGAAUCUGAAGUUAUAUAUUAUGUAAGACGUAGGGGGAUGACAGCAGUUUAUCAUUAACCUGAACUCUGCAAGAGGCUUAUAAGGAAAGGAGAGAAAGAAGAAGAAAGCCAGAGAAGCAGCCAAGAUGGAAUCCUCCCAAAGGAUCAACAAUCCUGCGGACAUCUCUGUUAUUGUCAUCUAUUUUUUGAUAGUCCUGGCAGUGGGACUAUGGGCUAUGUACUCAACCAACCGUGGGACGGUAGGCGGAUUCUUUCUGGCUGGACGGAGCAUGGUGUGGUGGCCGAUUGGUGCUUCUCUGUUUGCUAGUAACAUUGGAAGUGGACAUUUCGUGGGCCUGGCAGGAACAGGAGCAUCUUCAGGAAUUGCCACCGGAGGAUAUGAGUGGAAUGCUCUGAUAUUUGUGGUUGCCCUGGGAUGGCUGUUUGUACCCAUCUACAUCAAAGCUGGGGUGGUGACAAUGCCAGAAUAUCUGAAGAAGCGUUUUGGUGGCAAACGAAUUCAGAUUUACCUGUCACUCCUUUCUCUGUUACUGUACAUUUUCACAAAGAUCUCAGCAGACAUAUUCUCUGGAGCUGUAUUUAUAAAUCUGGCUAUGGGACUGAAUAUUUAUUUGGCCAUAGUUAUCCUGCUUGCUAUUACUGCUCUUUACACCGUCACAGGUGGCCUGGCAGCUGUGAUUUACACAGACACCCUACAAACAUUUAUCAUGAUAGUGGGAGCCUUUAUUCUCACGGGAUUUGCAUUUUCCGAAGUAGGAGGGUAUGACAAUUUUGUGACAAAGUAUAUGGCUGCAAUUCCAUCCAAUAUCUCCUAUGGAAAUACUACAAUUGAUCCAGACUGCUAUACUCCUCGGAAAGAUUCCUUUCACAUCUUCCGAGAUCCCAUCAGUGGAGAUCUGCCAUGGCCAGGGCUUGUCUUCGGUAUGAGCAUCAUUACUCUGUGGUACUGGUGCACAGAUCAGGUUAUUGUCCAGAGAUGUCUCUCUGGCAAGAACAUGUCCCACGUGAAGGCCGGCUGUAUCAUGUGCGGGUACCUGAAGAUCCUGCCUAUGUUUCUCAUGGUGAUGACUGGAAUGAUCAGCCGAAUUUUGUACACAGAUGUGGUGGCUUGUGUUGUGCCUGAAAUCUGUCAGCGGGAAUGUGGCACCGCAGUUGGCUGUACAAAUAUUGCUUAUCCCAAGAUGGUAGUAGAGCUUAUGCCAAACGGUCUGCGGGGUCUGAUGUUGUCAGUCAUGUUGGCCUCCCUUAUGAGCUCCUUGACUUCCAUUUUUAACAGUGCUAGUACUUUGUUCACUAUGGACAUUUACACCAAGAUUCGACCACAAGCAGCUGAGAAAGAGCUCAUGUUAGCAGGAAGGGCAUUUAUGUUAGUUUUAACUGGUGUCAGCAUUGCCUGGGUUCCUGUGGUACAGUCAGCUCAAAGUGGGCAACUCUUUGACUACAUGCAGUCAGUCACCAGCUACCUGGGACCACCAAUUGCUGCUGCCUUCCUGCUUGCUAUCUUCUGCAAGCGGGUCAAUGAGCCGGGUGCCUUCUGGGGCAUGCUCGUUGGGCUGAUAGUUGGACUCAUUAGAAUGAUCACAGAGUUUGCCUAUGGAACUGGCAGCUGUGUCAACCCUUCCAACUGUCCAUUCAUCAUCUGUGGGAUUCAUUACCUUUACUUCGCAAUAAUUCUCUUUGGGAUUAGCUUCAUCAUCAUCUUGGUAGUCUCCCUAAUGACUAAGCCCAUUCCUGAUGUACACCUUCACCGCUUGUGCUGGACUUUGCGGAAUAGCAAAGAGGAACGUAUUGAUCUUGAUGCAGAUGAGCAGGAGAAACCUGAUGAAAAAGAUGUGGAAUCAGUUUCAGAGGAAAAUGAAGAAGAGCCAGGAUGCUUAAAGAAAGCUUACAACUGGUUCUGUGGCUUAGAUAUGCAAAAAGGACCCAAACUGAGCAAAGAGGAGGAGGAAGCAAUGCGGAGGAAACUGACUGACACUACAGAAGUGCCACUUUGGAGAAAUGUUGUGAAUAUCAAUGGCGUCAUCCUAUUGACCGUGGCUGUAUUUUGCCAUGCCUAUUUUGCAUAAACCUCUGAUUACAGUUCUAAAAUUGUACUGUAUUAUUCAGCAAAGACAAUGACUUGUAAAUUUACAGAGUUAGAUACACUUGAUAUUUUCAUUGUUUAAGUUUGUAAAAAUUAGAAUGAUUCAUUCAUUGGUUUUGUGAUUGUAAUUUCAACAGUCUAAAGGGCAGGGCUAUUGGGAUGUCAAGAGAGAGAAUUUCUGUUUAGACAUUGAAUCAGUCCAGGAUCAGUCCUGGUUCAGAACUUCCAUCCAAUGUUCUCUCUUCUUAUGAUACAUUUCAUAUCUGAGGUGCAGAUGAAGGCUGUAUGAGCCAUAUGAACCUUAAAGGGUUGAUGAUACUGGUUUGAUUUUCACUCCUUUUUUGAACAUUCAGAUUUCUUUUUCCUUACAAUAAUUCAAUAACAACAACAACAACAGCAAAAUGAACUGAGGGGCUGUUCUAUGGAUUCAAGAUAAACAAUCACUUUUAUUCCCUCUAAGCACAGGAUACCUUAAGUAAAAGUGUAUAUAUUUGUGUAUUUGACACUGUCUAUUUUUCUGUUAUCAGUUUUCCCCCUCCUCUAACUUUCUCUGACAUAUUUCAUUGGGUUGUGUUUCUCAGUAUUCAGUGGAACAGUAAACAUCUGAAUUGAUUGGGAUUUGAAAUUAGGCAAAGCAGGUCUCAAUAAGCCUAAAAAGAAUUCUGCUUAUGAUAGAUUCUCUGUUUAAGGUUAACUUCAAAAGCUGCCCCUCUCUGUAUAUUUUAAUGUGUAUCUAUACUUGAAUGGGAAGGUUUAUUUAUAUAAAAUACACACAUUAUAUACAUACAUACAAUACAUUGUGUGUGUGUGUGUGUAUAUAUAUAUAAAAUACAUAUACAUGUGUGCAUGUAUAUAUAUGUGUGUGUGUGUAUAUAUAUAUAUAGAUAGAUAGAUUUGUGGAGUCAUUUCCAGCUUGGUGUGUCAAAAUUAAUCUCUUCCCAUAGUUACUAGGACCCGUUUUUUGUGGGGAUGGUGUAGAUUAUUAUUUAGUUGCCUCUUUCUGUGGACUGUGCUAUGUAACAAUCCAUGCACACGGUUAAAAGUUCAAAGCAUCGGAAUGCUGGGUUUGCAUUUUUCUUUCAAGCACAUUUAAGGGCUUUACACUGUUUUUCUGCAAAACUACAAAUCUCUCUUCUGGAGGCUGCAUUGAGAAAUAUAAUUCAUGCUGUAUGACAAUUAAGUAUGACUAUGAGUUAAUGAAGGAGAAUAGGCACAGCUGUGGGAUAUCAGCUAAACUAGUCUGAUUGUCUUCAGUUGAUUAGGAUAUUUGAAACCAACUGAAGACACAGGAAAAGACAGAUGUGAUACUUCAAAACACACAAAAAAAUAGACUUUCUUACCAUCUAAUUCAGCAUUUUGGGGAAUUGACUAUAAAAAGAAGACAUCAGUUGCUGCAGUCAAGCUACAUAACAAUUCCUUGUUACUGUUGUACGUGUGUCACAGCAUGCUGCAGGGUCUCAGAUCAUCUCAGUGCAGCAUGUUGUCCCGCGGUAUUUUGCAUCAGGAUGCACUGGACUGCAAGAAGUCUCACUAGGAAGCUAAUAUAGUGUCUCUGUACAUGCUCCACCACAAAGCUGCUAAGUCCUGCAGCUUUAAUCGCUGUCACUUUACAGUCUUCUCACAAUAUCUUUUCUUCUCUUGAAUCCCAAACAAAAUCUCAGAUCUUCAGUAAAAUCCCUGCAGUAUACUGAAAUGUUUUGCAUAGGACAGAUCAAAUCAAUGUGUUAUAAAUACCAGUGCAAACUGUCUUCUUACAAUUAAUGCAGUGAUAGAGUAUUUUAAAGAUCAUGGAAUUAAUUAUAUUUAAUGAACUAUGAAGGCUUGUAUGUAUUAAAGUAUUUGUAUAUUUUAAAGUA